GUAACAUUUUGUGGAUUUGUUUUAGUUUAUAUCUCAAAUGCUUGGUGCAAGUCAGGACUCAAAUGUAAUUAGUUAUUACAAAAAUAGCAUGAUAGCAACAUGCAUCAUGGCAGCAGAAUACUCGAACUGAGAAAAUGGCUUAAUUUGUUUCUUCUUAACUUUUCGUUUGAACUAACCUGAUGACGGUUUAUUUUUAUAAGCAAAACUCAAAGAGAAACCCAGUAAGUUUACAAUAUAUGUCGGGGCGCAAACACGCAUUUCGGGGCGGGAUGAAAGGUAAGGCAGCAUUGGAAGGCAGAGUUGGAAGCGAGAUGUAGUUUCAGGACCAAGGACAGCGCCACUGAGAGGCCCGCUGCUGCCAUCUGCUGUUCAUAGCCGGUACUGCAUCAGACGACGGCCACCGUUGCACCAGUAUGUUACGUUUAGUGCAAAGUUAGAUGCUGAAGGAAAGGGUAAGGAAACAGCAAAAGGGUAAUUCAAGCAAUUCUAAGGGAACCGUUUGUGUGCGUGAGAGAGAGAGAGAGAGAGAGAGAGAGAGAGAGAGAGAGAGAGAGAGAAACCGCCUUGAACAAAAAAAACGCAGGUGAGAGCAGACAAAUACUCACUUGGCUAGGAGGGAGCGGUAUGCAGGGAUUAUAGCGGCAUCGCUUUGACAAAAAAUUAAGUUAAAACUUGAAGAAAAUGGAAUGAAAACAUUUGCAUAAUUAAAGAAUAACCAUGUAGACUGUAAAUUUGAAGGACAAAGCAUAACAGUUUAUGCUAACAGUGGAGUCAACGCGCUGUGGCAUUCUGCUCUGCGUGCUCGUUGAACUUGACUGACUCUUCUGACUGCCUUGAGUGUCAAAAUGAAAAUCCGAACAAAACUACCUCAGGGCCUUUCGCCUUUUUUAUACAACAACAUUUUCACUUGAUGUUUAGUCACAGUCACACAUGGAUGAGUUUCAUCAGAGGGCAGAAGUUUGACAAUUUUGCCUGAGUGUGCAAUGUGGGCAAGUUAAAUCCUGAUGCCAGCGGCACUUAAUAUUCAAAGUGGAUUCACUCAUUAAUUUAGCUCAUGAAAUACAAGAACACGGCUCAGUCCUAUACACUCCCUCCGCAUGUAUGACGAUCCGCAUGUGUGGGGGAGAAGAAUCAUCAAAAAAUCCAGUGUUCAUUUUGAGAAGUAUAACUGUAAAAACACAUCAGGGUGAACUUGACCUUAUUGAAUCUAAAGACAGAGACCAGACAUGAGCAGAAAAAGGGGGUUUGGGAGGAAAAAGAGACGGGAAGGUUACAGUCAGGCCAGUUGUUAAAAGCAGAUCAUGUCCUUUACGUAAAGAAGACGGCUUCACAGACUGCAACACAACAUCAAACAGAAGGCUGAUUAUUCAGAUUCUGUUGAAGUUGUAUUUUCUUUCUGCAUAUAGUCCUUCUUUUGGGGGAAGAAAUAGAAACAGAAACCACACGUCAAACAUGAACGUGUACAGUUCAACAAAAAGAUGAUCAGAAGACAUCUUUGAGUCAAAAACAAGGAUAAAGGGAUAAAAACCUAGUUCAGUUGAGACCGCCUGUCAUAAAUCCUUUAUAGUGUCGGGGAUCUGUUUGUGUCUUUACUGCCCUGUCUGUCUACUGUAUCAAGAACAUUGGCGCAUUUUAGUGUUUCGACAGUCUUCGCGUACUUACUUGCGUUUCUUUCAGCCUUCUGUUUCUUGACAGCCAGGUGGAUUGUGAUGUGGUGACAGAUUUGUCAGUCACGUGUGAGUUUAGCGUUUUGGCUGCCUCAUUGACGGCUGUGUUGGUGGAGAAACAGAAGGCAGUGUGGCAGGUUUCAUUCUUGUCCGACUUGAUGGCAAGUAAGAAGGUUGAUUCUGUCUCUGUGGUCCAGUGUUGCCAUUCCUAAAACACAUGAACAAAAUCCUUUUACCUGUGCUUGUGAGUGCAUGCAUUUCAGUUCAUUAGCGAUUGAAUUUUUCUCCUAAAUACAAUUUUGUUUUUUCUGUAGUUAUAACAAUGUAUUUAAACCCUUCACAAAAGCUGCUUCUUUGUCUUAUGAAGAAUCUCUUCCUAAAGCAACCUUGUGCAGUAAAUCCGCCUUUGUACAAGUUAUCUUGCCUUCUCAUGCUGUCAUCAUUUAGGUUUUCUUAGGGUCUGGAAGAAACCAAAAUCAGACACACAAAAAGCCCACACUCGUUCUGUGUUCUGUUUGUGAAGCCUGGAGUGAAAAAUAGCUGACACCAUAGUGGUUGUGAGAAAAGAAAAGGUGGCUCUGGUUUUUUCACCUUACUUUUUGUGCAUUCAGUGGUUGUGUUGCGGUGUGUUUUCUAUAGGUCCCAGGCACAAUAGUGAGGCCGUGAACAGCGCACCUAUUGUGAUGAGGCUCGCCAGGGGGGACUUUGUCUUUGCCAACAGUGUGGAAUGUCCCAGCGGAAUAACAGAGGGAGGGGACGGCGGGUCAUGGGGCCGCAGUGCUCACCUCUACACUGGACCAGUCCCUCUAGCACCAACAGAAAAAAAGGAGCUGGAAGCUAUAGACCCUGAAGGAGUGGGAGGCGUAGAGAUCUUAUGGGGGCGGGGGGGUGCUCGAAAGCGCCAUGAUGAGCACCCCUGUGAGAUCUUCUGGUGUGAAUGUCUCAGGACAAGUUGGAGGUUAUGGAAGCGAGGAUGCCGUCGAAGACAACGGCAGCAACAGGACUUACACCCAGUGUGAAGGAGCAGCGGGACCCAGGCCGAGCAGCGCGGAUCCAGCUGGUCGGGGAAGGUCGAGCAGCGUGGAGCAGCUGUUGAGACCUGCCCUGCCAGGCAGGAAAGCACACGGGAAGACCUGCAGCAAGGACAGCGGAGGAAGAUGGAAAGAGGGAAACCAAGACAGGGAUGAGGAGACACAACAUUUUGAAAACGCAGGAGGCAGCGGAAGAGGAAAACAACGACGGAGAAAGGCUGAAAGAACUGGAACACGGGGAGAUGGAGACCGGGACAGACAGGGAACAGGAAGCGCUGAAAGCUCGUCCAGUAGUAACUCUGACAUCCUGUCAACCACACUGUGGAAGUUGGAGACGGAUCCACCAACUUUCAGCGAGGAGUCACACGUCACAGACUUCCAUCCACUGGCUGUACUCAGACCGUCAGCACUAAUUUAAACCCCCAAUCCCCUCGGCCAGCAAUGAGAUCAAUUUCUUCCAAUCAGCCUCCCAACCCAAACCAGGUCCACACCUCUGUACCCUCAGAGACUUUCAUCCAGCACAGCGGCAGGAAACCUGCACCGCCGCUCAUUGAGUUCCUACAGAGAGGAAGAUCCGAUCUGGAUGGAGGCCAGAAGAGGCGCGGCCACCGCAGGAUCAUCACAAAGUCCUCAGACACACAUUCUGUCUCUCGUAGGCUCGGAGUUGAGAGAAGAGGAAGAGCAGGGGGGAGAGGAAGUGGAGGGAGAAGAAGAGGGCGACUUGGAAGAUGGCGAGGAGCUUGGCAGUGGCGUGAUGGGGGUAAUGGGUCAGACCGUAUCCUCAGCAUUGGUGCUGCCUGGUGUUCCUUUUGUGGACCGAAGGAUGAGUAAAAGAGAGAAGAACAGGAUUAAGUAUCUGAGGCGGAGGCAGAGGAGAAGGGAGAGGUGGAGACAAAGUCAACUGCAGGAGAGCAGACAGAGCUCAACGGGGAACCCAUCCAGCAGCAGCAGCAGCAGCAGCGAGGAUGAGGACAUGAGCGCCGGGGACAAAGAACGUUACAUCUGCGCAGUGUGUUUGGAUGUGUACUUCAGUCCUUACAUGUGUCAACCCUGCAACCACAUCUUCUGUGAACCCUGUUUAAGGACGCUGGCUAAGAACAGCCCCACCAACACCCCCUGCCCCCUCUGCAGAACAAUCAUCACUCAUGUCUUCUUCCAGAAGGAGCUAAACCAAACAGCGAGGACGUUCUUUCCAAAAGAAUAUCUUUCCCGGAGACAGAACUUCCAGAAAGCCAACUGUGCAAAGUGGCCUCUCCCAAGCUGCCGAAAAAUAUUCCGUAUCUUUGGAGCAGGCUUCCAGAGGCAGUCUGGUCCCAUUGUUAGACGCCAGCUCCCCCACGGAGGAGGCUACCAACUGGGCGAUCUGGACUUUGAAGAGGACUCUCGAGGCUGGCGUUUUGACAUGGACAUGGUCAUCAUCUACAUAUACUCCGUCAACUGGGUUAUCGGCUUCUUCAUAUUCUGCUUCCUUUGCUACCUCUUCUUCCCUUCUUUUUGACAGCCAUGGCAACUAUGAUGGUGUAACAUAGAAAGAGAAGAGGUUGAGGGUAAGACCAGAGUGAGGUAAGGAAUUAGAGAUGAGUCAUCGGGCAGGAAAGUGACACAUAAAUAUCUCAGAAGACAAUGAUUGAUUUUUAAGCUAGUGGGAUGACGACAUAGAGGAAAAUUAAGUGUUCCGGCUUGUUGUCUCUUAUUAAUAAUUAUAUUGGGAAAAUAUUGUAGGAGGAGGUUUGGGAAUUAAUUGUUUUCUGUCUCCAUUUGUUGCACACAAAAUGCGUGUUCAACCACAUGUCCUGUUCCUGUAAGGAGGGGAAUUAUAACAUUGCAGUGAUGCACUUUCAACAACACAAGUAUUAAGAGAGUUACUCCUAGGCUGGAGGCAUUCAAUGACAAAUUCUAGAAAUAUAUGUUGCCCUAUGUUAGUAUGUCUUUCUAUUGUGUGAUUAAUUUGCUGUUUUUCUAUGAGAGAUGACUUGUGGUGUUUCUGUUGUUCUCAAUCAUCCCUUAGAGGGAAUGUUGAUUGACUGGGCCACUGUAUUUCAGCCAAUAAAGUUGGCACAGUAGCACCUCCAUAUGGUGUCUCUAUACAAAGUCGAUUUGUACAUUUUUAAUUAUUACAAAUUUGGUAAGCAAACUUAUGUGCUAAUAAAAAGAAAUCAAGCGGUCUUGUAGUUUGCUAGUUUGACAGCAAGAAAAGUUUGGGGCCUUGGUAACACAAGCGUACCUUCCGUUGUUUGUUCCUGGUACAGUUUUGCCAUUGUAGGAAGCAAAACAGUCCUAAAGGGAUGGGUACUCCUGGAUAGAUCGGACUCUCUCCCCUGCCAUUGUUAUGAUGAGGGGUGCAAAGCCUCCAAAAAUACCUUUGGGGAGAACAUGGAGAAAGACUUUCAGCUGGCAUCUGAAGAAGGCAUAAUGUAAUAUUCACUAUUCUAUUAAUAUUCAAUAUUCUAUUAAAAUGGUAUGUGUUUUUUGGAGUAACAUCCAUUUAAGAUGAUUUAAUUGUCUUUAAUCAUGAAAAAACAGAAGAUGGGUCAUAUCUCUGCCAAAAGAUCCAAAUCCAACUCAAACAAAUGAUCAAUGCAGAAUCAUUUUAAAAGACAUACAAUUAUGCUGUACAUUUCCCUCGUUUCCCUCCCCACCGGAUGGGCCUCAUUGUGUUUGAGUGGAGCUGUGGGUGUAUGACACUUACAUAGAUGGAUUUGAAAGUCUUCUCUGCUUUCAUAAUUAAAUAAUAAUAAUGAUGUUUAGAAAGCACCCUCCCCAUACACUGAAAUGGACUCUUAAUUUAUUCAGAAUGAACUUUGUGGUUGUGAAAAGCAUGCUAGGGCAAAUGGUCAUCGCUGAAAGAUGGAUCCACAUUUCUAGCUGCAAACUAAGAAAUGUUAUAUAUUCAUAUACUGUGGCUUAUUGUGUCUUUGGUGUCACUAUGAUCCAUGUGUGUAUGUACAUGAAAGAAGCAUACUACCUAUAAUACCUAUUGUGGUCAUGCAUUGCCUGACAUUAUUUAAAUUAUAUGGAUUGCAAGUAAGCUUUUUGUUGGUAUUUAGGGGAAAUAAAAGUGUGGGCUACAACCAA
This is a messenger RNA of Gasterosteus aculeatus aculeatus (three-spined stickleback), 5773 nucleotides long. RefSeq names its product ring finger protein 180a (gene rnf180a). Gene Ontology annotation, molecular function: ubiquitin protein ligase activity; ubiquitin conjugating enzyme binding. The record is from RefSeq and is a predicted model, not a curated record. Lineage: Eukaryota; Metazoa; Chordata; Actinopteri; Perciformes; Gasterosteidae. Gene Ontology annotation, cellular component: endoplasmic reticulum membrane. Gene Ontology annotation, biological process: norepinephrine metabolic process; positive regulation of proteasomal ubiquitin-dependent protein catabolic process; serotonin metabolic process.